AUGUUUGAAGUUCCAAUUGUUUCUCAUAACGGACAAAUUAAAAGGAAAGCUAAGAUUCGAUGCAAAUAUAAAUUUCUAUUAAAAAAAUAUAAUAGUAAUGGUGAUGGAGAAAGUGGUAGUAAGAAUAGUAGUGUUUUUGAUAAUGAAAAUCAAACCCAACAAAGCGUAAUCACACCUUUGCCUAGCGAACUGGAUGAAGAAUAUAUAAACAAUAAUAUAAGGAUAAAUAGCGAGGGGGAUUUGGCAAAUGAAGAAGACGAGAAUUCUUUGGAAUCUGAUGUUGAUUAUGAAUCCAAAUUACUAAAAGGGUAUAUUAAACCAGAAAAUACAUACGAGUGGUGGUUUGAUAAUGGUAACAAUAGCAAAAAUGAUCAUGAAGCUAAAUUUCAAAAAAAAAAAAAAAAAAAGGGGGGAGACAAUCAUGUUAGACCCAUUGAUAGGCAAGUGGUGAAUUCCAAACGUGUUAAAAAAUUAACCAAAAAAGUUAUAAAUUCUGCAGAAUUUGCCGGUGGUGAAAAUACUAAGCAUAACACUAAGAAUAAAGAAUUGACGAUAUUAUUAAAUGAAAUUUUAAAAAGGGAAAAUAGCAGUGCAGAUAACAUCACCAUCCUGAACAGAAAUUUUUUGAACAAACACGUUUACAAUUUAAUUACCAUGUGGCAUAUGGCUAUAUAUGGGCAGGAUUGGAACAGAUGUUAUAAGAUUUUCUCUAUAUUGAUCAGAUUGCCUAAGAUUGAUAUUAGGUCGAUCUGGUCAUUAGGUGUGGUAACAUUGAAAAAUGCCCAGCAAAGGAUAGAUAGUGACUUUAGUGCUGAGAAUAACAACAAUAAUAACAAAAAAUACAUUGAUUUUUUAGAGUGGUUAAGUACCGUUUUUUCAUCAAAAACCAUUUUCAGGCAAUCAACCAAUUAUUUUUUGGAUCCUGUCUGGAGAAGUGGCUCAACAAAGCAUACACCCAUUUAUAUAUAUUCAUGGCUAUGGUCUUUAUUAAUUGAGACAGCAGCUAGUAGUACCUCCUCGUUGACUAGAAAAAGCUAUGGAAUUGCUGACGAUGAUAGUACUGCCAUUGACUUGGAUAAGAUACAAUGGAUUAUCGAUAAAAUUAACGAAAUGUGUUUGGUUCCCCCAUUUAUGGAUGAUUCAAUGAUUUGGUACAUAUUGGCUACUGCUCAUUUGGUUAAAGCAGAUCACCUAAGUUUACAAAUAUUGAUUUCUAGAACCAAGAAUCGUAAUCAAGAAGUCUCAAACAAUCAAGUAAUUCAGCAUUUGCACUCGUGUAAAAAGGCAUUGGCAGAUGUCUGUGAUAAAGAUAAAGAAUUUGUUUAUGACAAAUUAUUAAUACAAAAUCAACUACUGGAGUGCGAAAAAAGAAUGUACUCAUCCACAUUACAGUCAAAUGGUAAUAUUAUCGGUGUUGACGGAGAAGAAGAAAAGAAGCAUAUAAGCUCUGAAUCAGACAGCAUUACUAAUAAUGGUAACUCUCCCGAAUAUCCCUCAUCCUUUUACGCUUCCGCUAGUGAAGAUGAAUUUGAAACAACUAGAGUUAAUAAAAGGUCGUAUAUGAGAAAUAACAGUGCAGAAAACAACAAAAGUCCGGGUCAUGAGGGCUAUUUUGAAGAUGAUAGUUACAACAGAGACAAUGUCUAUAACGAUGAUGAUCUUAACACUCAGCAAACAGAAGAUAACUUAUUUUUAAAAGACUUGGAUAUGAUAGGAUCGGGAGAACCAAUAUAUUUUAAUGACAGUGAUGAAAAUUCAGACUAA
This is a messenger RNA of Saccharomycodes ludwigii, 1764 nucleotides long. RefSeq lists its product as uncharacterized. Gene Ontology annotation, biological process: transcription initiation at RNA polymerase I promoter; nucleolar large rRNA transcription by RNA polymerase I. Lineage: Eukaryota; Fungi; Ascomycota; Saccharomycetes; Saccharomycodales; Saccharomycodaceae. The record is from RefSeq and is a predicted model, not a curated record. The transcript has a single exon. The coding region runs from base 1 to 1764 and encodes 587 amino acids. Gene Ontology annotation, cellular component: RNA polymerase I core factor complex. Gene Ontology annotation, molecular function: TBP-class protein binding; RNA polymerase I general transcription initiation factor activity; RNA polymerase I core promoter sequence-specific DNA binding.